Molecule: messenger RNA, 3090 nt
Organism: Eriocheir sinensis (Chinese mitten crab)
Lineage: Eukaryota; Metazoa; Arthropoda; Malacostraca; Decapoda; Varunidae
Product: organic solute transporter subunit alpha-like
Exons: 7
Coding region: 1609-2730 (373 amino acids)
Biological process (GO): transport
Molecular function (GO): transporter activity
Source: RefSeq, a predicted model, not a curated record
GAACCUCCCUCGAGUCAAGUCUAUCGUCACUCAGUGUGUGUUGAGCCGUUGCCGAGGGAGGUUGUCGGUGUGCCGCAGGGUUAGUGUCGGGGUGCGUGGCCGCCCAGCAGGUGUUUGUCGGGGUGGCUCAAGGUCGCGCAGGUACACGUGAAGAAGAAAGGCAAGGUGGGAACAGAGGAAGGGAGGGACGAGUCAGCCGUCUGUUGCGUCACCAUGACCUUCGAAGCCCUCCAUCCACCCGCCUGAUCCCCGCCAAUAAAACGCGAGGCGGCGGCGGCGGCGGGGCAAUACGACCGAAUCACCCGCCGAAGAAGGAUCUCAACCAAGCCGCAGGGGUGUGUCGUGGAGCGCCGGUGCGGGGACCCAAGAGUCAUUUACCUCCACCCAGCUCGGCCAGACGCAAGAACAAGCUGGCUCUGAAGUGACAAGUGACGGCGUGCUUUGUAUAGGGUCCGUGUGAGGGUGUUGCUCCCUCCCCCUAUUGUUCUCUUACGAUACUCUCGCGGGCGUUCCUGUAACCGCUCUCUAACCCGUCUGGGCCAUCCCCGGAGGCGCAGAGAGAGAGGAACAGGAAAGAAAGCGCUGAAACAGAAGUGAGGUGCAUUGGUAUUCGUGUGAGGCUGUUUCUUUCAUCCCCACAUUGUCCCCUUGCCCCAAACUCUCCCGGACGCUCCUGUAACCCGUCCCAUCGCUAGAGGCUCAAGAAGGAAGAGAAAAAAAGCGCUGAAUCAUAAGUGAGGUGCAUUGGUAUUCGUGUGAGGCUGUUCCAUUCGUCCCCACACAGUUCCCUUGCAUCAGACUAACCUAACCCAACCCACACAACUCGUCUGGCCUAUCCCCAGAGGUGCAGAGGAGGAAGAAAGUGAGGGAAGUGCUGACUCAGAAUUGACAUGCAUUGCUGUGUCUGUGAGGUUCUUGUUUUUCCCUCCGUCUCUCUUGCGGUACUCUCUCGAACGUUCCUGUAACUCUCACAACAACCAUCUGACCCCUUCCUCAAGCUCAGAGAAGGAAAGAAAACGUUAUUGCUCUUUCCACGGCAUUGUUCAUUGUUUUAACCCCCUCCCCACCCUUCCCCGACCCGUGUGUUACAUCACUUGAGGCGCACAGGAGUAGGACCACCCUUGCUGACUUGCGUCGCCUCUCAGCGCAGGGUUAAGAAGACCACCUUGACGCAACCUCAGUCUUGGGGUGCUCCUCGGUUGGUUCGGACACACAGCCCUGCCCUGCCUCACCACUCCGCGCGCAGCCUUCUCUACCCUCACUGUCACCCCCCCCCCCCCUAUCGUUCUCUCCACUGUCACCGUCAUCACGAGAACUAUUAAGCUAUUGACACUGCGGACACUUGCCUCACGUUGCGCCAUUAAAAUCUCAUCCUUAAAUCUCAUCCUUAAAUCUCAUCCUUAAAUCUCAUCCUUAAAUCUCAUCCUUAAAUCUCAUUCUUAAAUCUCAUUCGCCACUGUUUUUUCAUUAAGACCUUGAACACGUCGAGAACAAACAGAACGUGCGGACGCUUAAUUAAACUGAGGGACUUGAAAGACCGAAUGUGACGCUAGUUAGAGAAAGAAUAACAGUUUGCUUAUCUACUGAACGCUACUGACGGAGAGCAAGAUGGAGACUACGGACAUCACGACGGACAUGGCCUCCACCGUCGGCGUCACCAACCUGAGCGAGCUGACCCUCGGGGGAUGCACGCAGGAGGUUCUUGACUUCGAGCCGUCUUGCAGAGAGUUCCUGGAGAUCAUGGGCCUCGGGGGCUGGGCGCUGCUCGGCCUGGCCACCAUCACGUACGUCACGCUGCUGGUGGUCUUCACGGACACGGUCAUACACGUCAUCAAGUAUUGCCACGUACAGUACAAGGAGACCACCGCCAUAGUGCUCACGGUGUACCCGGUCCUCGGGCUGUGCAGUUACCUCGGCUUGCUGUUCCAAAAGGCGAAUCUCUUCCUGGACGCCGCCGCUCAGCUGUGGUUCGCGUUCUGCAUGUACCAGUUCCUGACGCUCACCCUCAAGUACUUUGGGGGGGAGACGCGGUUCGUGGAGAAGGCUAAGGGUACCGUGAUGCCCUGGAGGAGUCCCCCGUGCUGCUGCUGGCCCUGCUGCAUCUGCCUGUGUCCUAAAGGGCCAAUCAGCAAAAAACAGAUCCGCUUCGUCAAGAUCCUGGUUAUGCAACAUCCCUGGGUUCAGCUCGUCUUCUCCAUCCUUGGCCUCACACUCUGGCUCGAGGGCUGGUACACACACACUGAGGUCAGCGCCACCGACGCCUACAUCUACAUCUUCGUCGCGUCCAGCGUCUCCUUCCUCUUCGGGCUGUGGGCCUUCAUCGUGGGCUUCAAGGCGUCGCUCCCGCAGCUUCAGGAGUUCCACUACACGCCCAAGAUCAUCACGUUCCAGCUGUGCCUCGUCUUCCUGCGCCUCCAGGCCCUCAUCGUCAACUCCAUCCUCGUCCCCAGCGGCGCCAUCCCCUGCCUGCCGCCCCUCUCCCCACGUGUGUUUGCCAAUGUCAUCCUCAACUCACUCCUCCUCGGGCAACUCCUCGUCCUGGUCAUCGUGGCGAGACACUACUACAAGCUCCCGACACGGUCCCCGAUACUGGAGACGCAGGAGGCGGGGCAGGAGAAGACCAACUCCGGCCACCACCUGAAGAACGGCGUGGUGGUGGUGAAGGUGGAGGAGAAGGUGAACGGCCUGCCAUCCUCCAACGAACCGGAACAAGAAAACCUGCUACCGUGAUGAUCGUCAAUGAUGCGUUUUUUGUUUUUAGUGUUGUUGUCAUUGUCAUUAUUAUUAUUAUUAUUACUUUUAUUAUUUUUACUACUGUUUCGUUUUGUUUUCCUUUAGACUUUUCAUUUUGUCAUUUAUCAUUUGUUUUUUUAUGUCUCUCCUUUUCUAUUCAUAACUUUUUGCUUUGUUUAUUUUUUUAUCCUUUCCAUUUAUGUAUUUUGGUAUUUAUUUGUAUUACUAUCAUCAUUACUAUUAUUAUUAUCGUUAUUAUUAUUCAAAAAUGUGUUCGUAGCCGAUAGAACAAAUACCUCACACACACACACACACACACACACACACACACACAAACGGCCCAACUACCACAAUAAU